AUGGCUGAAAUAAUCCUCGCCCCAAUUGGGAAAGAGAUCGUGGGCAAGCUAACCGGCCUAGCUUUGGAGAAAUUGCUCAAGGAGAUUCGCUUGUGGUGGGCUCUGAAGGGGGAGCUCAACAGACUGCUGGAGACCAUGUCAACCAUCAAUGCAGUCUUGCUUGACGCCGAGGAGAAACAAAAACAGGAUCAUCAGGUCAAAGAUUGGCUCAGGAAGCUCUCGGAGGUGAUGUACGACGCGGACGAUUUGCUCGAUGAUUUUGCAACGGAGGCUUCAAGGCGGCAGCAGCAGCAGCAGCAGCAGCAGGAGACUUGUUCGUGCUCCACAGUGGUAUGCCAUGUCGCCUCCCUUUGUAAAAGAUUGUUUUACGAACUUGCGAUGGCCCAUAGUGUCAAGGACGUUAGGAAGAGGCUAGAUGAUAUAGCAGCUGACAGGCAGAUGUUGCGGCUUGAUCCAGAUCGUCGUCUUGAUGAGGAAGGUACUGAUGAUGAUAGGGAGACCAACUCAUCUCCGCCUUCUGUUGUGGUCGGCCGUGACGAUGAUAAGGAGGAAGUCGUUGGCCGUCUGUUGAGCGACGAUGAGGAUGCGUAUGUUCUCCCCAUCGUCGGGAUCGGUGGUUUGGGAAAGUCAACUCUGGCUCAACUCGUAUUUGGGGAUAAACAAAUUAAGUCCCGUUUCGAGGUCAGGGUGUGGGUGUACGUCUCCCAGGAUUUCUCUGUCAAGAACCUUGUCAGGAAGAUUCUGGAGAGUGUAACCAAUGAAUCAAUAGAGAAGCAGGAAGAUGGUCAGCUGGAGAUGAUGAAAGAUCGCCUGCGUAAAACGAUACGUGGUCGCAAGUACCUGAUUGUAUUGGAUGAUGUGUGGAAUGAGGAUAAUCGGAAGUGGAGGGAGCUGGAGACGUGCCUGGGUUUGUGUCCCGGUACCGGUAACAGGGUGCUACUUACCACUCGGUCUGGAGCAGUCGCAGCAGCUGCUACCGCUAGAAAGCCACAUUUCUUGCGCGGCAUAUCGGUCGACCAGUCAUGGGAAUUGAUGGUGAAGAUGGUGUUUGAGGGGCAAGAGCCAAUAAGCAAGGAAGUUGUCGGAAUUGGCAAGGCUAUUGCAGAUAAGUGCGGUGGAGUUCCCUUGGCCGUCAAUACAAUUGGAAGCUUGUUACGCUUCAAAGAUCCUGAAACCGAGUGGUCAUUCUUCUUGGAAAACGAGCUCUGCAGUAUACCAGAAGGCGAGAAGUACAUACUGACAAACCUUCGGUUGAGUUACAACCAUCUCCCUCGACAUCUCAAGAUUUGCUUUGCUUACUGCCGACUGUUCCCCAAGGGCUACCGGAUCAAGGUUCGUACACUCAUUCAACUCUGGAUUGCGCAGGGGUUUGUUGAGUCGGCCGGAAUGAAUCACGAAGCUGAAGGGAUGAACUACUUUCAGAAGCUUUGGUGGGGUUCAUUCUUCCAAGAGGUGGAAAGAGAUCAGUUUGGCAAUGUAGAGACCUGCAAAAUGCACGAUCUUAUGCAUGAUUUGGCGACUUCGAUAACUGAUGACAGUAUCGUUGUUAUGGAUCACAUUGAUGGCGGUAAGGCUACUGUCACUCCGCGGACUCGUCAUGUGUCAUUGAGUUUGUUACAUGCAGAUAUUUCGAAUAGACGACCCUUCCAUGAUGAUCAACACUUCCAUCAAACGCCAGGAAGAUCAGCCCCCUGUUACCUACAAGAAGCAAGCCGCCUGCGAACUUUCCUAUUCAUACACUCCGACUACAUCACUAGUAUCACCGGAUGGCUCGAUGGAGAACUGUGUCAAACGUUGCUCCACAGCCUGCAACGUGUGAGAGUGUUGGGAUUGAAGGAAACCCAUCCAUGGGUCAACGAUUACUCUUCCUUAAAAGCGUUCAACGUACUAAACUCCAUCAGCGAGUUGAAGCAAUUGCGGUACAUCGAUUUCGAAUCCGCCUGUAUGACCGAGAUUCCUGCUUCCAUCACCACCCUUGUAAAACUUCAAGUGCUCAACCUGUGUAGCUGUCAGUGGCUUGAACGACUGCCUGGAGACAUAGAGAAGCUGGUCAAUCUGAGGCAUCUUUACUUGGACGGCUGUGACAAACUGACCCACAUGCCAAAGGGGAUCGGGAAGCUUACUUCCCUUCUUACAUUGGACCUAUUCAUUGUGGCAAGUCCGAGUGAGUUUGGUGGUGAGCUGUCCUCUUUCAGCUCCCCUUGUCUGUCUUCACUGACGAUAAUGGGGCCUCACAAGAUGAAGCAGAUGCCUGCAUUCCCAUCCCUUGAUGGUUUUCUGUGUUGGGGCAUCGAUAGCUUUGAUACAUUGUUGCGAAGCGUGGACGUGGCUGGUUAUGAAGGAUCAGCUUCGCUCCCUGUCCCGAUCCAUCCCUUGUGGAAACUGAAGGAGCUCGAGUUGUGCUAUAUGGAUGAUUUUGGAGGUUUGCCAGAGGAGUGGCUGCGCAACCUAGCGAGUCUUGAGACGCUAAGAAUACAUUAUUGUGAUGGGCUGAGGUCUCUGCCACCGGGGAUGCGCCAGCUCAAAUCUUUACAGCGUCUGGAGAUCGAAGAUUGCCACUAUUUGGAAGAUAGGUGUUGGCACGGUGGAGGUUUGGACUGGCCCAAUAUUUGUCACAUUCCCAGUAUAUCGAUACUGCAUUGCCACAUGGAACGUCUGGAAGAACUCAAUUGGUGA
This is a messenger RNA of Linum tenue, 2676 nucleotides long. Lineage: Eukaryota; Viridiplantae; Streptophyta; Magnoliopsida; Malpighiales; Linaceae. The record is from the annotation of a GenBank genome assembly.